This is a messenger RNA of Caenorhabditis remanei, 5007 nucleotides long. RefSeq lists its product as uncharacterized. The transcript has 13 exons. The record is from RefSeq and is a predicted model, not a curated record. Bases 1 to 5007 code for a protein of 1668 amino acids. Gene Ontology annotation, molecular function: RNA binding; 5'-3' RNA exonuclease activity. Gene Ontology annotation, biological process: rRNA catabolic process; nuclear-transcribed mRNA catabolic process. Gene Ontology annotation, cellular component: nucleus. NCBI's taxonomy places the organism in Eukaryota, Metazoa, Nematoda, Chromadorea, Rhabditida, Rhabditidae.
AUGGGAGUUCCGAAAUUCUACCGUUGGACUUCGGAGCGAUAUCCGUGUCUGAGUGAGGUGAUCAAUGAGUCUCAGAUACCCGAAUUCGAUAAUUUGUAUCUGGAUAUGAAUGGAAUCAUCCACAAUUGCUCACAUCCAAAUGAUGAUGAUGUCACGUUUAGAAUCACGGAGGAAGAGAUAUUCAUCAAUAUUUUUGCUUACAUUGAAAAUCUCUAUAACUUGAUCAGACCUCAAAAGGUGUUCUUCAUGGCCGUUGACGGCGUGGCUCCACGAGCCAAGAUGAAUCAACAAAGAGCGAGACGUUUCAUGUCUGCUCGUACUGCUAAUUCUCAAAUGGAAAAAGCAAUCGCGAAUGGCGAAAUUUUACCUACAGAAAAGCGGUUCGAUUCGAAUUGUAUUACUCCGGGUACUUAUUUUAUGACUCGCCUUCACAAUAAACUUGAUGAAUGGAUCAAAAAGAAGUCAGCUUCGGAUUCUCAUUGGCAAGGACGGAAGAUCAUUCUCAGUGGCCAUAAUGUUCCUGGAGAAGGAGAGCACAAAAUCAUGGACUUUAUUCGUACCGAGCGGGCGAAAUCAGGAUAUGAUCCUAACACUCGUCAUUGUAUGUACGGUCUAGAUGCUGAUCUCAUUAUGCUAGGAAUUGUCUCACAUGAACCGCAUUUCUCGUUGCUUCGGGAAGAAGUUACAUUCAAUUCACGUCCAAGAAAGAAUGAACAGAAAAACAAGAAACCAAAACGAACCGAUUCAGAUGUCAAAACAUUCCAUUUACUGCAUUUGUCACUCCUCAGAGAGUAUCUGGCAUGGGAGUUCGCUGAUGUUAAGGAGUCUCUUCCAUUUGCUUACGAUAUGGAACGAAUUGUAGACGAUUGGAUUAUGAUGGGUCUUCUUGUUGGAAACGAUUUCCUUCCACAUCUUCCGAGUAUUCAUAUUCAUGAUGAUGCUCUUCCCCUUCUCUACUCGACCUACAAAAAGGUUUUGCCUACCCUCGAUGGAUACAUCAACGAAUCUGGCUACUUGAAUCUGGCACGCUUCGAGAAGUUUUUGGAACAGCUUUCGUUGAACGAUAAAAAUUCGUUCAUGGACAAACUAGAAGAUGAACAGUUCAUGGAAUCGAAAAAACUUCGUCCGUCUCAAAACGACAUUUUUCAAGAGGCAUCGGUCGAAGAAGAGCUCGUCGCUUUCGAAUCAUCAGAUAUUGAAAGUGAUGCAGAAGAUAAAGAUGACGAAAAAAAUGAAACCGAUGAAAACGGUGACGAUGACGCCGCAUUCGUUAGUGAUCACGAAGAAGAAAACGAGUCAGAAGAUAAAUUGAGCGGGAAAGAGCUCUCCUCUGAAAACUCCGAUGAUGUUCUUUUGGAGGAAGAAUUCAAUGAUGAACUGGCUACACUUGCUUUAUCAGGAAUGGAUGAUGCCGAUUUUGCGAACAACGUUGAAGCGUGCUGGACUAAAACUUUAGACAAUCAAUUCAAGCGUCACAAAAAGUCGUACUAUUCCGAUAAACUUCGGUACAAAAACAUAUCCAAGACUGAACUUCGUGCACAAGCUGAAGGAUAUGUCCGAGCAAUUCAAUGGAAUUUACAUUACUACUAUCACGGAUGUGUUUCGUGGAGUUGGUUCUAUCCACAUCAUUAUGCACCGUUCAUUUCGGACGUUCGAGGAUUUGCGAACAUGAAAAUUGAAUUCGAACUUUCACAACCUUUCCAUCCGUUUGAACAACUUCUCGCUGUACUUCCAGAAGCAUCAGCCGAUUGUCUUCCAAAACCAUUACAAGAAUUAAUGUCAUCAGAUCCAACAAAGUCGAUGAUUCAUGAUUUUUAUCCUGCAAACUUUGAGACCGAUUUGAAUGGCAAACGAAAUGAUUGGGAAGCUGUCGUUUUGAUUCCUUUCAUAGAAGAAAAACGUCUCUUGGAGGCUAUCGAAUCGAAGAGAAAUCGACUGAGUAGAGAAGAAAAUAUGAGAAAUACUCAUGGCUGUCAUAUCGAAUGUAUUUCAACUCGUCAAGAUGACGGCCAAUGGAGCGUUAUUCGCUCGGAGCUUCCACAAGAAAUCUAUAGAAUACCGAAAGAACAAGUAAAAUGGGGACUACUUCCAAAUGUGAAAAUGGAUGUAUAUUUCCCUGGUUUCCCUACAAUGAAGCAUCUCAAUCAUUCUGGCCAGCUUAAAUUUGCCAACUGUAACAUCUUCGGAAUGGCAUCUCGUAAGGAAUCGAUGGUCCUCAAAGUGGAAAAUGAAAAAAGCGAAAAAGAUAUCAUUGAAUGGGGUUCCGAGUUGUGUGACGAAGAAGUUUGUAUCGAUUGGCCUAUUCUUAAAUUGGCGAAAGUUGACUCAAUAUGGGGAGGAGAGGACAAAAUAGUGAGAAAGUUACCCGGAGAUGAUGAGAUCAUAGUGAAAGAUAUGAAUGAGGAAGAAAAGCGUCAAUGGCAAGCUUACGUGAAUCAACUCACAGAGAGAUUGAUGAGUCGAUACGCUAUAGAAAUUGCUGGACAAAAAGAUUCGAAGGGAAAACACAUCAGACCCCCUAUUGCGUGGGUUCGCAAAUUCACUGGGUUGGUGUAUGAAACCAAAGAAGGAGAGGAUGGCUCAGCACCUACUCUGAAGGCUGUAAAACAGUGGUCGAGCCCACAAACACUGAUUCCAGUUUUGUUGCCUCUGGUUGUGAAAGAUGUUCUUCUUGAAAACGCACGUCUUCUUGCUGAUCUUCCAGUUCCUAUCGCUUAUCCACAGCAAUCUGUCGUCUGGAUCACAGACACCAGAGUGGCUCUUUACGGAAUGCCUGGAAUGGUUGGUGGUUACAGAAAUGAAAAAACUUCGAACUGUCAAGUUGACGUUGUUGGAAUGGUCUCCGAUAACAGAAUUGCAGUGAUGGAAGAAUUACGAAAACAAGUGGAUCAGAAAUCCCUCCGAUGGAUGGCUGGAUAUGAUUGCGCACGUCAAUGUCAAGUCGAUGUUCGUCUUUUUGCUCGAAUCACUGGAACAAUGUUCCUUUGGAAUGAACCACGUGCACGAGUAGAGAAAGGUCAACAAUUGUCAUCUGAUUCUAAAAUCAAUUGCGGAUUAUGUUUGAAAUUCUCGAAAAGAGAUAUGUGCGUGGCUGAUUAUACUGAUCGCACUGAACAUACAAACCACAAAGGAAUGACAACCCGAGUGUGGUCGUACACUAAUCUGACAUGCCGACUGAUCACAGAAUACAAGAAAAAAUUCCCAGAAUUGUGGAGACAUCUGGAAUCAGCUUCAUCGACUCAAAUGGACGAUGUCUAUUACGCUGAAGACAUUUGGGCGGAAAAAGUUCGUGAUCAUAGAUUCGGAGAACUGAAAGAGUUCUUGGACAAUCUUCCUAGCCGUGAUGCAGAGCAAUUGAAGUGUGGGACGGUUUAUGUCGACCGACAAAUGAUUACUGAAGUUGAGAAAGUAAUUAGUGCAGACCCCGUAAAAAAGCCAGUUAUGGGCCGAUUUUAUGUUUCGCCUUCUAUUCUCUUCCGAUAUGAACUGUACGAUGGAAAAGUGCAAGCGGAUUCGGAAGUGGAGUUUUUGAUUCUCGACCGCGUAUCAAUAAUGUCUUCUGAUACGAAAGUUCCGAAAGUUGUCCAAGGAACCGUUGUUGGUAUUCAUGACGACAAAAUUGAUGUUCUGUUCGAUAGAGAGUAUGAAGGCGGAUCAAAAGUCCGCGGUUCCCGCCUUACUUCGGCGUUCCGUGUUCCUCGUACCGCUCUUUUCAAUAUUACUUUUGGUCUGAUUAGAAAAAAUGAUAAAAAUAAGAAGAAGGUAGAUCAAGCAUUUGAUGGCGCAUAUACUCCAUUGCCGCAGAAAAAUUCCAAGCAUCAACAGAAAAAUAAUGAUUGGCAGCCAUCGACUUCAACACCGUCCACUUCUAGUUCUUAUUCAAAUUCAAAGAAUCAGAAGAACAAUUCCAAGAAAGAUAAUCAGAAACAAUCAAAGAAAGAGAAAAAGUCCGAAAAUAAUGUGAUGAAGCGAAAUAGUGUAGAAACACCCGAAGCUCUUACUAAUUCGUUGAAUAAACUUCUGAAAAUUAAGUCUGGAAACCCUCAAGCUGCAGCAGCGUCGUCGUCUUCUGCAACAUCUUCUGAAGUACCUACUACUUCAGGAAAGCAAGUAUCUCUCAUGGAGUUGCUCGGAGGGUCAACAUCCAAGAAAAACACACAAUCUGGACCUCAAAUGCUGAAGAAGCCUGAUGGAUCGAAGAACUUGGAAGAUAUUGAAAUGAGCAACAAGAAUCAAAAACAAGAAAAGAAACCGGCAAAUUCAAUUCUUCAGCAACUAUCUGAUGCUCAAAGCAAUUCGAAGAAACAAAAACAUCAGAAGAAUCAGAAAGAAAAGAAGUCGGAUGAUUGGCAAAAGAAAAGCGACGUUUCAAAAGCUUCGAAAUCUUCCAAGAAUUCAAAAGAUAAUAACAACCAGAAACCGAAAGUUGAAAUUUUGCGAAAGACAUCUCCAACACAACAAGAGCAGCAACACGCUAUACACCAAACUCAUCCAGAACAACAACAACAUGCUCCACAAUUCAAGACUUCGUCACCUCAGCUUGCUCAUCCACAACCGUCUGGUCCAUUCGUGAUGUCGCCUCCAAAUUUCAACUUCAGUGUUCCACCACCAGCUCAUUUCAAUCAGCCUCCUAUAGCUAUGUUCCCCGGAAUGGUUCAAAUGACACCGAUGGGACUGCAAAUGGCUCCUAUUGGAAUGGUAGGACAACACAAUCAACAUAACAUGGGAUAUGAUAACAGACGUCACAACCCAACGUUGACUGAUUUUAAGCCAUCAGCUAUAUCUCGUCGACCCAACCAUCGUUCUACUAAUCAACCACCGAAAGUGACAAUGAUCACAAAACGAAAGACGGUGACCCCACCACCUCUUCCGGCAGAAGUAGAUAAAUCAGUAGAGAAUAAAGCUAACACACCACCGGCCAGUUCCGAGGAAAAAUCGAAAAAGCCACGAAAGAAGAAGCAAUCUCGUCUGGGAGUCAACUUCUGCAAUCCAUCCCCAUCUACUUGA